Messenger RNA from Apiotrichum porosum, 2001 nucleotides. It is a transcript of the gene PPN1, whose product is annotated as Endopolyphosphatase. The transcript has 9 exons. The record is from RefSeq and is a predicted model, not a curated record. Gene Ontology annotation, cellular component: fungal-type vacuole; membrane. Gene Ontology annotation, biological process: polyphosphate catabolic process. Lineage: Eukaryota; Fungi; Basidiomycota; Tremellomycetes; Trichosporonales; Trichosporonaceae. Bases 1 to 2001 code for a protein of 666 amino acids. Gene Ontology annotation, molecular function: exopolyphosphatase activity; endopolyphosphatase activity.
AUGCGCGCCGAAGCCGUCGUUGCCGUGCUUGCACUCGCAUGCGGCGUCGUCGCCGAGCAAAUGCCCUUAAGCGCACCAACGGCGGAGCUCAAGAAACGCAAGCUCAAAGGCCGUUUCCUACACAUUACAGACUUCCACCCCGACACCCAUUACAAGACGGGCGCCACAUUCGACUCUGGCUGCCACCGACUACCCGGCGAAAAGGCCAAGAGCAGCCAUGGCAGCGGUGGCAAGGGCAAGAGCAAGUCGCGGCUCGAAGACUUUGAUGGCCAGCUCAAUGCCACGGACAAAGACGACGACGAUGACGAGGACGUUGCGGGCAAGUGGGGCAACAUUUUGGCAGACUGUGACUCGCCCAUGACCCUUGUGGACCUCACAUUCGAGUGGCUCAAGAAGGAGUGGGUCGACGAGAUCGACUUCGUCGUUUGGACAGGAGACAGUGCUCGGCAUGACAUCGACCGUGACAUUCCCCGAACACCAAAGGAGAUCUUCAGCUCGAACCGCAUGAUGGCCCAGAAGAUGAUUGAUGUGUUUGGCAAGAACUUCCCAAUCGUGCCUACUCUUGGAAACAAUGACAUUUGGCCUCACAACAUUAUCCAGCCAGGCCCCAACCGGAUCACCGAGGAGUUUUUAAAAAUCUGGAAGCACUGGAUCCCCGAGGACGACCGCCAUGUCUUUGAGCGUGGCGCCUACUUUGCUGUAGAGGUCAUUCCAGACCAACUUGCCGUUAUUUCCCUCAACACCCUGUUUUGGUUCCAAUCGAACUCUGCUGUGGACGGUUGCAAGGACCGCUCAAACGACCCCGGUGCGCUCGAGAUGGAUUGGCUCGAGGUCCAGCUCAACUUGUUCCGCGACCGGGGCAUGCAGGUCUGGCUCAUUGGCCACGUCCCGCCUCACCAGGGCGUCUUCUAUGACAACUGCUACCUCCGCUACGGUGAUCUUGCUCUGCGGUUCCAGGACACUAUUGUCGGUCACCUCUUCGGCCAUCAGAAUGUUGACCACUUCUUCUUCCUCGACGUCCCCGAGCUCAACGACGCGUUCGCCCCGAGCAAGAAAGACUUUGACAUUAUGGAGAUUCCUGACGCCAUGCUCAACGGCAGCAGCGUCGAGGACUUUACCUUCAUUGGCCCCGAGCUUCGUCAUGGUGGACACAACCUCAACUCUGGCCGCCUCAAGGUCCUGGGAAGGGGCAGUAGCAAGAAGGCCGAAUCUAUGAAGAAGGACCUGCAGGACUCGUGGGACCUGCUGCCUCCAGUCACCGACCUCAAGUACAAGGACUAUGCUGUCAUGAACGUUGGCCCCUCCGUCAUCCCCACCUACAUUCCCUCGGCUCGUAUCUUUUCGUACAACAUCACGGGCGUCACCCUCGAGGCCGACUCGCAGGUGAUGUUCAUCAAUCUCCCACCCGACGAAGAAGACGAGGAAGAUCUCGCAGAGAUUGAGAUCACCAAGAAGGAUUGCAAGAAGCCUGAGAACGAGGACAAGCCCCGGUGCGCGUUCAAGAACAAGCCCCGAUACUCGUCACCCGAGUCGCCCUCGCGCUCCAACAAGCCUCUCAGUGCCCUGGGUUAUACCCAGUUCUUCCUUCCCACCAUCGAGAAGCAGAACAAGCAGCCCGCCUACCAGAUUGAAUACUCUACCUUCAAGCCCAAGAGCCUCCUCCCAGAGGCGCUGUCGGGUGUGCCUCUCACUCAGCCACCACCGGUCCCGUACCACCUGCUCCCUGGAUACGACCCGUCCAUCGAGAGGCUCUCCCCAGAGGACCUGUCCUCGCUCGACGACGACGAGUCGGCGGACAGCCUCGUCAAGGGCAAGAAGGGCAAGAAGGGUGACCCAAAGGCCAAGUUCCUCAAGGAGAUCAAGCGCAUCACCCCAUGGAAGAUGAACGACCUGACCAUCAAGAGCUAUGUCAAGUUUGCGCGGACACUCAUGGAGGACAAGAAAAAGUGGAAAAAGUUUGUCCACUUCAUGUUCGUGUCGUCGGGCGAGGGCGACGAGUAG